AUGGAUGCCUACGUAGAUGAAAUAUAUGAGAGGUCUCAGGCCUACCACGAUGAACUCGACGCCAUGAUUGAGAAGUUCGAUGCAAUUGACGCAAAACUCACUUCGCACUUCACAGAAGCAAAGGGCAUUAAGGAGGCAAUUGGGCCAGAAAAAGCCAAAGUAGCGGAUGCAAUGAUGCGAAAAUCUGGUUCGGCGCCUCCAGCAGAAGCCAAAAACUGGGCAAAGGCCUUCGAUGAUCACCUCAAUCUCCUGGGUUUGCUAGAGAACCGGGCGAAAGAGACCUCAGAAUCGUAUAAAACACUCAUAGAGACGAUAGAAAAGGCCUUCGAGCGGGUUGGUAAGGCUCAUGGACCAAUUCCAACAUUCGAGAGCGAAAAACUGGGAAGGCUAAGCGAACAAGCGAGGAACGAACUAAAGAGUCAGUUUCAGGCUUGCCAACAAGCAUACUCUGAAGAGAAGGGGAAGGUUGGGCGGAAAAUGGACAAAUUGUUCGCAGAUUUUGAUAUAGCCAAAGGUGAAGUCCAAGGGUUGAAAGAUUGGCUGGGCAUAUAA
Molecule: messenger RNA, 552 nt
Organism: Orbilia oligospora ATCC 24927
Lineage: Eukaryota; Fungi; Ascomycota; Orbiliomycetes; Orbiliales; Orbiliaceae
Exons: 1
Coding region: 1-552 (183 amino acids)
Source: RefSeq, a predicted model, not a curated record